Porites evermanni is the source of this 3447-nucleotide messenger RNA. Lineage: Eukaryota; Metazoa; Cnidaria; Anthozoa; Scleractinia; Poritidae. The record is from the annotation of a GenBank genome assembly.
AUGGAUUAUCUUGGGGAACAGAGAGAAGAAGUAGAAUGUUUAAAGUCUAUCUUCCCAGAUGAAUUCUCGGAGCUCAGCACAUUUCCUCCAGCGUUUAUGAUUAGAAUUGAUGAUGUGGACAUUUUCACCUCUGUGUCAUCUCUUCAGCUAAAGAUCUCUUUUCCGCCAACUUAUCCAGAUGAAAUCCCAUUAAUUGAGAUACCCAACCGUUCUAAUGCAAUGCCGAAAGAGUUUAUAGAAGACCUGCUCACUUUUAUACGAGUUUCAUGCAAAGAAUAUGUUGGAAUGCCUAUGGUUUUUAGUCUGGUAGAUGCAACCAAAGAAUGGAUUAAUGAAAAUGCUGUCAGGUUCAAGAGCUCUGAGGGAGAGAAAAAAGCUGUUUGUGAAACAGAGAAUACUGAAAAUAGUCCUGAUUCACUGACGCCACAAGAUUUGAAGUAUAAGCUGGAAACUGCCAAUGUGAAGGGGGGACGAUGGAACUUUGUUAUUGGUCUUAUUGGUAAUUGAACCGUUUAAGCCCUAAGAGUGAUCAGCAUCAAAUUUCUCCUUAUUAUUAUCAAUGCUUUGUAAAACAGAGUGGUCAUGAGAAUUACAGACAUGAUCACACAAGAUGAAUUUGCUUGAUAUUUUGUUAACUUCUCCCCACGCUUCUGUAGGAAAUGAAUAAGGGCAACAAAUGAGAAUUCAAAUUUUGAUCUUAGGGUAUAAUUUAGGCUCAAUUUCUGCCGUUUUUCCAAGUCCAGUCUUAAAUCCUCUCCCUUUUCUUUCCGGGUAAUGAGUGCAAUGAGGUGAGUUUAGAGAUGGGAUGGAAUGGGAUGGGAUGAGAUGAGAUGGGAUGGGAUGGGAUGAGAUGGGAUCGGAUGGGAUGAGAUGAGAUGAGAGAUGGGAUGGGAUGAGUUGAGUUGAGUUUAGCCUUGCUAGCAUAAAUCAACAUUCCCUUUGGGGGUGUGUGGGUUUUCUUGGUAACUUUAGUAAUAUGAUCUGUUGUUCUUUAGGAAAACCUUCAGCUGGUAAAUCCACAUUCUUUAAUGCUGCCACACAUCAGAAUAUGGCCAAAAUAGGAGCACACCCAUUCACAACAAUUGAACCAAACAUUGGCCAGGCUUUUUAUACCAUACCGUGCCCUUGUUUACAGUGGAGUCACCAGUGUCAGGCCAGAUUUGGACACAGUGCUUCUGGUGAAAGAUUUGUACCAGUAUUGCUCAAAGAUGUUGCUGGGUUAGUACCUGGUGCAUGCGAAGGAAGAGGGCGAGGAAACAAGUUUUUAAGUGAUUUGUUAGAUGCUGAUGUUCUUGUUCAUGUGAUUGACCUUUCUGGACAGACAGAUGAAGACGGAAAACCCACAACAGGUAACUCUUGGCGCCAAUUUUUGGAGAGACAUAGUUAAGUUGUAACUUUUGCAAUCUUCAUGCUUGAACAUCUCAUUAAACAGUCUCUUAUAAAAAAAUACAGUCAAACCUCCUUAUAUGGACAGCAAAGGGACAGACAGAACUGUCUGCAUGCAGGGUGUUCAUUAGGCAUUGGAGAAUUCUCCUUUUACUAUGCUGAAAUAUUUUUUACUCAGAUGUGGGCCUCUUUCAAAAUAUUCUCCUGUAAUGUUACACCUUUCUCCUGCUACUAGAAUUCUUAAUGAAAACACUGCUGCAUGUCAGAGUUGGUUACAUUACCAAGAUGGGAAAUGUACUGUCGCACCUCCAGAAUAGGUAGAUUCUAUUUAUCUGCAAAGUGGUAGUCUUUGGUAUUUUAAACUUUGUCGGAACAUCAUGUCUGACCUUACCAGAAUUUAAAAAAAAUUCAUUGGACAUAAGCCAAUAUUGUAGUUGGACAUCGUCCAAUGUCCAACUAUUUCUUGCAGCUAUGGUGUCAGAAACUCUUGUAUCAAAGUGACCAUCUCACGUGAUCAGGAUGAAAUUAUUAUUCAUUCAAAAUAUUUCCCCUAUUCUGAUUGGCUAAAAGCACACGUUUACUUCACCAUAACCAGUUACUGAUGACCAAAUUUGGAAGAAUUUUGUGUUUAGCGAGGAAAUGAAGUAAAAAAUGCAGCAUUCAUGUAGGUUAACGCACCGUUAAUCGAGAAGACCUGGGGACAAGGUUGAGUUGUUUUGGUUGUGAACUUGAAAAAUGGCGGACAUUUCACUUUCAAGAGUAAGAACUAGGCGAAAAAUAGCUAAAAACAUGGCAAGAAUGGCAAGAAGACAACUCAAAGGGCGACAUCUGCUAUUUUGAGAAUAUUUGCGGAACUGAACAACCCUAAACGUGCACUAUCGAAGAUGAACUUAACAUCGAUGGAUCGAUGGAGGUAAGCAUAUUUUAGCCAUGUUUUUAAACUAGGAAUUAUUUUGAAUGAAUAAUCAAACAGUUAUUGAAUUCGGCUUUGGUAUCAUAUCAAGAAUUAUGGAGAUCCCUCCUCGAUCUCCAUAAUUCUUCAUAAGAUACUCAGCCUCAUUCAUUAAUUGCUAAGUAAUAUAAUAUAAUAAUUAUAUUUUUUUAAGUCCCCACCUAAACAGAAAAGAAGCAUUUUGAUGACUUGGUUUUGUUCUUUUUUCACUAGAAUAUGAUCCAACUAGAGAUGUAGAGUGGAUUCAUCAAGAGCUUCAUAGAUGGAUUUACGAUAAUAUAAUGGACAAGUGGGAUUCAAUAAGAAAGAAACCAACAAAACUCUGUGACAUGUUUACUGGAUAUCACACUUCACAAGCUCUAAUCCAGCUUGCAUUUGAGUCAGCAGGGAUUACAGAUGCUAGGCUAUCAGCCAUAACAAAGAUGGAAAGGGAUCAUGCUGAGCGUUGGGUACAUAAAUUGGUUGCUGAAUUUUUGCGGCUACGCUUUCCAAUCCUUUUAGCUCUCAACAGAGUAGAUCUUGCCAAUGCAAUAGAUAAUCUGGAUAAAUUUAACGCACAGUUCACUGACAUGACAAUGGUGCCUGUUAGUGCAAAAAGUGAAUGCUUUUUACAACAGAAGUGCAAAGAAGGGGUCAUUUUCUACCAAAGUGGUGCUUCCUACUUUGAUAUCAACACCCAGUCACAACAAAAUAUGGAUGGUUCAGAUAAAGAAUUAGCGCACAUACAAGAAAAUGUUCUUCAGAUGAUUGGAGACACUGGUGUCCUGCGAGCUUUGUCAGAAGCUGUGAGUCUACGUUCACCAACAUAUGCCUUUCCUGUCAAUUGCCUUGACACCUGUCAAUCAAUCAGUGUGAAGGCAAAUGAAAAACCUCAAAUACUUCGAGACUGUGUUGUGCUGAAACCGGGAACAACAGUUGGAAAGUUGUUUGAUAUCAUGCUUUAUCCACCAGUAUCUCUUUUAGCUGGAGAGUAUGUUAGAGCAGAAGGAGUUGACUCCAAUGGAACAAAGAAAGUCUUGCACAAAAAAGACCUUAUAAAUGACUCCAAUCAGAUCGUGAAAAUUAUGAGCACAAAGAAAGCUUCUUAUUCUGCAAAAACUAGAAGUUAA